AUGGCGACGCAGGACGCAGCGGUGGAGGCGGUUGCUACCCACCUGCUAGAGGCGUUGCGGCUGGGAUCCAGGCUGGGGCGAGACCAUGUCGGACCUGGGCUCGGAGGAGUUGGAGGAGGAGGGAGAGAAUGAUAUUGGGGAAUAUGAGGGGGCUCGGAAUGAGGCAGGCGAAAGGCACGGACGCGGGAAGGCGCGGCUACCUAAUGGGGACACCUAUGAAGGGAGCUACGAAUUCGGUAAAAGACAUGGCCAGGGGACCUACAGAUUUAAAAAUGGUGCUCGAUAUAUCGGAGAAUAUUUUAGAAAUAAAAAGCACGGUCAAGGCACUUUUAUAUAUCCAGAUGGAUCCAGAUAUGAAGGAGAGUGGGCAAACGACCAGAGGCACGGCCACGGUGUAUACUACUACGUCAAUAAUGACACCUACACUGGAGAGUGGUUUACUCACCAAAGGCACGGGCAAGGCACCUAUUUAUACGCGGAGACGGGCAGUAAGUAUGUUGGCACCUGGGUGAACGGACAGCAGGAGGGCGCGGCCGAGCUCAUUCACCUGAACCACAGGUACCAGGGCAAGUUCUUGAACAAAAAUCCUGUUGGCCCUGGAAAGUAUAUAUUUGAUGUUGGGUGUGAACAACAUGGUGAAUAUCGUUUAACAGAUAUGGAAAGAGGAGAAGAGGAAGAGGAGGAAGAAUUAAUAACUGUUGUUCCAAAAUGGAAAGCUACCAAAAUCACGGAAUUGGCCUUGUGGACACCAGCCCUCCCCAAGGAGCCGACCUCUACAGACGGACCUGGCCAAGAGGGUCCAGGAGCUGAGAGUACAGGAGAACCUGGGGAGGAGGCCCAGGCUCUGCUGGAGGGCUUUGAGGGUGAGACGGACAUGAGGCCUGGAGAUGAAGAUGCAGACGUCCUCCGGGAGGAGAGCCGGGAGUAUGACCAGGAGGAGUUCCGCUAUGACGUGGACGAGGGAAACAUUAAUUCUGAAGAAGAAGAAACUAGACAGUUGGACCUCCAGGACUAA
Macaca mulatta (Rhesus monkey) is the source of this 1015-nucleotide messenger RNA. It is a transcript of the gene RSPH1, whose product is annotated as radial spoke head component 1. The record is from RefSeq and is marked provisional. NCBI's taxonomy places the organism in Eukaryota, Metazoa, Chordata, Mammalia, Primates, Cercopithecidae. Gene Ontology annotation, cellular component: nucleus; motile cilium. Gene Ontology annotation, biological process: spermatid development; axoneme assembly.